UGGGCCAUCUCGCUGGUGCGGCUGCGCCCGGCUGCGCGGACUGAAGAGAACAGGCCUUGUGGGGGACCCUAUGCAGCAGCACAUGAAAUGAGCAAAGCCACACAGCCUAUAGGAGGACCCCCCACUGCCCCUUCCCCCGGACUCCCCCAGCCAGCAUAUCCCUCUGCACCUACGGCCCCUGUGGUUUUUGGGCCACCACAGGCACCACAAAUGAAUACACAGUCUCAACCACGACCUUCAGGAUUCAGAUCAAUUCAGCACUACUACCAAGGUAGGGCACAGCCUCCAAGCAAUGCCACUCGAGUGCAGGCCGGCUCUUCUGCCCGGGCAGUGCCUCCUGCCCACGUCUACCCAGCAGGCUCCCAAGUGAUGAUGAUCCCCUCCCAGCUAUCAUAUCCAUCUCAGAGCUACUACAUCCAAGGGCAGGGUCGCUCUUAUGUGGUGCCCACACAACAGUACUCUGUUCAGCCUGGAGCUCCUGGCUUUUUCCCCAGCGCAAGUCCAACAGAAUAUGGCACGUAUGCCGGGGCAUAUUAUCCAGCUCAACAGCAGUUCCCCACAGCUGUUCCUGGCGCUCAGGUGAUGAUGAAUCAAUCCCAAGCGAUUCCUCCCAAACGGGAACGGAAAACGAUAAGAAUUCGUGAUCCAAAUCAGGGCGGUAAAGAUGUAACAGAUGAAAUUUUAUCUGGUGGACGAACAACAUCAACACCCACCCCUCCACAGUCUGCAGGCAGUGGCUCUGAGGCCCAGGCGAAUGGAGAAAGUGUCCACGUGCCUAUUGUAGUACGUCCAGAUGAUGGCGGCAAGAUCACCCAAGUGCUGAUGAAACCUUCUGAGAGCCCAUCCCCUCCUCUUCCUCCUCCAGAGGCCGAGACUAAUGUACCAGAUACAUGUGAGCAAGAUUUAAGAGUAGAUAACACUACACCUUUACUUUUGGCUCCAAACUCAAUGGAAGUGCCGCUGCUGGAGACAGUCUCCUCUCAGGUAGUGCAACUGCCUGAAACUCCUACCCCACAGGCAAUUGCCAUUGUAGAGGACACAACGACACAGGUAAUGCAAUUUGUAGAGUUGCCUGCCUCGCAGACAGAAAACCUACCUGAAGCUGCCACUGUGCAACCCUUGGCAGAAAACUCCACAUCACCACCAGUUGAUAUGCCUGUGUCACAAGUGGCUCCAGAGGAAGCACUUGUAGUAGCUGCGGAUGUAGAAAACAAAAUACCUGCCAUUGGUCACCAACCUGCUGCUGCUGAUCCUGGUCCUGUAGAGUUUCACGAGCCAGCGUCUGUCCCCACACAAGAGGAGGUUCCUGUGGAGCCCUCAGCAUCUCCUACUGAACCUCACACUAAUGGGUUACCAAUGGAACAUCCUGUGAUACAGGCACCACCACAGUCCACUUCAGUUUGCCAACCUGAACCCGCUUUAGAUUCCCCCAUUGCUCAGCCUGAAGAACUGCUAACAAAUGGAGAUGGGGCCUCUGGGCAACAAGAUACUGAGGUACAGGAUAACCAACCUGAGGCACACGUGAGUCCUAUCAGUGAACCCGAAGAGCAGUCUUUACCACCCUCAAAGCCCCUGCCAGAAGAGGAUAAAGAGAAGGAAGUUCCAGCACAGGCAGAAGCAGCUCCACAAGCUCCCAAGGAGAGCACAGAGCCCCAAGUGCAAGUGGCAGUUUCUGCACCAAAAAAGAAAAGAAAAAUGAAAGACCUAAACAAGAAAGAGGCCGUUGGAGACCUUUUAGAUGCCUUUAAAGAGCAGGUCGUUGAUGAGUCUUCUGAUGUGGACAUACCUGUUAAGCCCUCAAGUGCAGCACCUCAGCCAGAGCAAGGUCCAAGUGUCCCUCCUGAAGAACAGGAUGAGACCUGGGAGGAGAAGGAGGAUAAACUAGAUGCUGAAAAUAUUAAACCAGGGGAUCACAAAUAUAAAUACAAAGAAGAACAAUGGAAGCCUAUAAACCCUGAAGAUAAGAAGAGUUAUGAUCGGGAGUUCCUCCUAGGCUUCCAGUUUAUUGUGGCCAGCAUGCAAAAACCAGAAGGCUUGCCCCAGAUUACAGAUGUUGUACUGGACAAGGCAAACAAAACUCCACUUCGACCAUUGGAUCCAGCACGACUCACCGGCAUGAAUUGUGGGCCAGACUUUACACCCUCUUUUGCAAAUCUAGGGCGCCCUGCUAUGGGUAAUCGUGGUCCGCCAGCUGGAAUGGGUCCUAGACGCUCUCAGCAGGGUCCGCGCAAGGAGCCUCGUAAAAUCAUUGCAACAGUGUCACUAAAUGAGAAUGUACAGCUGAACAAGGCAGAAAAGGCCUGGAAGCCAAUCAACAAGCAACAGAGAGCAACUGAAGAGGAUAAUCCAGAGAAUAUAAAGACUCAGGAACUCUUCCGCAGAGUUCGCAGUAUCCUAAACAAGCUGACACCACAAAUGUUCCAACAACUAAUGAAGCAGGUCACUGAUUUGGCCAUCGAUACAGAAGAUCGUCUGAAAGGUGUCAUUGACCUUAUAUUCGAGAAGGCUAUUUCAGAGCCAAACUUCUCUGUCGCUUAUGCCAACAUGUGCCGCUGCCUUAUGGGGCUUAAAGUCCCUACAACCGACAAGCCGGGUGUAACUGUCAACUUCAGAAAGCUACUAUUGAACCGUUGCCAGAAAGAGUUUGAGAAGGAUAAGGAUGACGACGAAGUGUUUGAGAAAAAGCAAAAGGAAUUAGAUGCUGCUUCCUCUCCAGAAGAAAAGACACGUUUAAGCGACGAACUGGUGGAAGCCCGGGACAGUGCUAGACGCCGCUCACUAGGAAACAUCAAAUUUAUUGGAGAGCUUUUCAAGCUGAAAAUGUUAACUGAAGCCAUCAUGCAUGAUUGUGUGGUUAAGCUGCUAAAGAACCAUGAUGAAGAGUCACUGGAAUGUCUGUGUCGUCUACUAUCCACGAUUGGCAAAGACUUGGACUUUGAGAGAGCAAAGCCACGUAUGGAUCAGUAUUUUAACCAGAUGGAUAAAAUUAUUCAUGAAAGGAAAACCUCUUCGCGUAUCCGCUUCAUGCUGCAGGAUGUCAUCGAUUUGCGAAUGUGUAACUGGGUGCCUCGUCGUGGGGAGCAAGGACCCAAGACUAUAGAUCAGAUCCAUAAGGAGGCAGAACUUGAGAAGCAGCGAGAACAAGUAAAAGUACAACAGCUGAUGUCCAAACAAGACAAAAGGCGUGAGCCUCAAGGGCGACCCACCGGCGGGCGUGGAAAAGAAUCUGCUGAUGAUGGCUGGAAUACUGUUCCUAUUAGCAAAGGCAGCCGGCCUAUUGAUACAAGUAGACUUAGCAAGAUCACUAAGCUUGGUCCCAUUGAUUCAAACCAACUGCUGGCACCUGGGGGUCGGUUGAGCUGGGGUAAAGGCAGCAGUGGAGGAACUGGAGCUAAGCCAGCUGAGUCAGCAUCUGAGCCUGGCCGCCCAGCUACAAGCACCUUGAAUAGGUUCUCAGCCCUUCAACAGUCAUCGGUCUCUGAGAGUCAGGAUGCAAGGCGACCUGUGCAGCGAGGAAGUUCCAGCCGUGAUCGCUCUGAGAAGGAACGUGGCGAUAGAUUUGACAAGAUGGAUCGCUUUGACAAAAGCGAUUUCUUUGAACGACCAGACCGCUCAGAUGCUGCACGGCCUCUUGUCACAAAGAGGAGCUACAGUAAGGAGACAGAGGAUCGUAGCAGAGAGAGAGGACAGAUCCCACAGGAGGCAGUAAGAAAAGUUGCCAGCAUGACGGAACCAAGGGAUCGCAGCAAAGAGACUGUGAGGAAAGACCUUCCUGUGUCUGCUGCUCCAGCUGCACCCGCAAAACCAACAAUGUCGGAGGAGGAACUGGAGAAAAAAUCUAACGCGAUCAUAGAAGAAUAUCUGCAUAUAAAUGACAUGAAGGAGGCACUUCAGUGUGUGCAAGAACUCAACAGCCCCACAUUGUUGUUUGUAUUUGUACGGAAUGUUAUUGAAUCCACACUAGAGAGAAGCACUAUUGCAAGAGAGCACACGGGUCUUCUUCUGUACCAGCUGGUGAAGGUUGGAACGCUUCCCAAAGACCAGUAUUUCAAGGGGGUUCUUGAAGUUCUUGAGGUGGCUGAUGAUAUGGCCAUUGAUAUACCCCACAUUUGGACAUAUCUGGGUGAGCUCAUCUCACCGGUUCUUCAUGAGGGUGGUAUCCCAAUGGGGGAACUGUUCAGAGAAGUGACAAAACCUUUAGUGCCUAUUGGGAAGGCUGGCGUUCUACUGGCAGAGAUCCUAACUCUGCAAUGCAAAGAGAUGAGCCAGAAGAAAGCAGGCAUGCUCUGGCAGGAGUCUGGUCUCAACUGGAGUGAGUUUCUCUCAAAGGACCAGGAUGUAAACAAAUUUUUAAGUGAAAAGAAUCUAGAGUACACGCAAGGUGAAGAGACGGAGCCAACUAGCAAAAAAGAGCUCUCCAGCGAGGAGCUGAACAAAGUUCUGACUAGACUUCUGAAAGAAAAUAGUAGUAACCAAAAGAUAUUUGAUUGGAUUGAGGCCAAUUUAAAUGACCAACAGAUUGUAUCAUCCGCGUUUAUUCGCCAGCUGAUGACUGCCGUCUGCCACUCGGCUAUUAUCUUUGAGAAUCCUUAUAGAGUGGAUGUUACUGCCAUCCACAGUAGAGCCAAACUACUCCAGAAGUACCUGAGUGAUGAGACCAAGGAGCUGCAGGCUCUGUAUGCUCUACAAGCACUUGUUGUGAAGCUUGAUCAGCCUCCAAACCUCCUACGAAUGUUCUUUGAUGCUUUAUACGAUGAAGACGUGAUCAAGGAGGAACCUUUCUACAAAUGGGAGUCCAGCAAGGACCCAGCGGAACAGCAGGGAAAAGGAGUUGCUCUAAAAUCUGUAACAGCUUUCUUCACAUGGCUGCGGGAAGCUGAGGAUGAAUCUGAUAACUAGAACCAGACUGAUAAAAUUGAUGCCCUUACGCUUGCUCUCUGUGUAUUCCUUGGGGCUUCCAUCUUUUUUUUUUUUUCUUGCGGACUAUCCGAAAACAAUUCAAACCUUCUGAUUUUACUAUGUCACAAAAAUAUCUACAUGAAGAUAAGCCUGGCUAUGGGUGGGAGAGAGCCUGGCACGAAGACACAAUGGCUGGACAUCUGGAACUUGCGGGCAGACUAUGGGAGAGCCUGACACAAAGCCAGAUGUGCAAAAUGUGUGUUUUUUCUUAUUUCCCCCAGUUUUUUUUUCUCAUGAACCAAUUGCUUGGGAUAUCACAUUUAGGAAUAUUUGAGGUAUUUUGGGACUGCUGAAGGAGAGGUGGAAAGCUGUCCCCCCUUUCCCUGCACUUAACGCACAGGUUGGGGCACAGACAGACCGCUCUUCAAGAUGUCGUUUUUUUUUUUUUAAAUUUCUCUCGUUAAGAGCAGACCGGAGUUACACGCUUCAAUGGGACGGAGCAACCAAGCUUCGCACCUGCUCUUUGUCUGAAAUAUAGAUUUAUAUAUAAAUAUAAAUAUAUAUAAUUAUUACAAAAUGUUGGUUUGAAGAUGGUAUUGAACCGUCUUUGAAUCUUGUAUUUCUGAUUUCCCUUUCACAUGGAGCUCAGGAUGCCAGCAACCAACCCCCACUGGUUAUCCUUUGAACUCCUGGUUGAUCUAUCAUAAUAAAAAUUGGCGGAUGCACUUCUGCCAACCGUUUAGGUGUUUUUCUUUUAUCAUUUCCCCUAUUCAAUGGGGCUAAAAAGGACUUAAUUUUCAUUCUGUUUAGAUCACCAUGUGUUGGAAAGAGGCAUCUCUGAACUCGAGCAAAUUCUGUAUUUAUAGAGAAAGCAAAACAUUUCGUGUUUUUUUUUUGUUUUUUUUUUUCCUCCAAAAUACCAUGGGGGGGUCUUGUAAUUAUUAAAACAAACCAAGGAUUGAAUGAAAUUUGUAAAUACUUUUUGCUUUCUUUAUUAAGUAUUUAAUGAUUCUGAUCUACAGACUCCCCAAAACCUCUUUUCACAGGAACUGGAAAUAAAUGCAAACAUUACAUAA
Molecule: messenger RNA, 5975 nt
Organism: Spea bombifrons (plains spadefoot toad)
Lineage: Eukaryota; Metazoa; Chordata; Amphibia; Anura; Pelobatidae
Gene: EIF4G1
Product: eukaryotic translation initiation factor 4 gamma 1
Exons: 32
Coding region: 88-4899 (1603 amino acids)
Cellular component (GO): eukaryotic translation initiation factor 4F complex
Molecular function (GO): mRNA binding; translation initiation factor activity; protein binding
Source: RefSeq, a predicted model, not a curated record